AUGCAUACUGUCACGUACGCAAGUGUCCUUAAUAUAGGAAAUUCUAAUUGUGAAUUCGAUACUACUGAUAUUCCUCUGUGUAUUCCGCAUUGCAUGUUCUCUGUAGUUGUUAUCUGUACACCUAAACAACUUCAAGAAUUUAUCCAUUUUGGCAUAGAGUGUACUAAAUAUAAUUCUGUUACUGGCCUUUUUAAAUUUUCAACUUCUGGAAAGAUGAUGGUCGAGGCAACGAAUAUUGAUUACUUAAGAACUUCAAAUGUUACUCAUAAUACGUAUGAAAAUUUUUCUUCAAAUUUUAGUACACAAUCGAUUAUUGAUAUUAUUGCUGACGAUAUUGAAUCUAUCACCACUAAUGCUCUAAAAACUGUUGAUUCUACAAUUACUUUGGCUAAUCAUAAUAUCACAGUUACUCCAGGUCCAUCAAAAAAUUUGGUAAAUAUUCCAAUUCCCUACGUACAAAUUGAAUCACUCUAUGAAAGAAAAAAACAAAAAAAGCUAUUAGAUUAUACUGAUUUAGAUACGCAAGAAGAAGAGCAAUUGAGUUAUAAAGAUGAUGAAAAAACUAAAGAAUUAGACAAAGAUAAAAUUUCGCAGAAUAAAAGUGAAGAAGAAAGUCAACCUAAAAAAAGAAAAAGAAAUAUUAGAAUAACUACGAAGGAAAAAAAAGAAAAGCGAAAAAUAAAUUAA
This is a messenger RNA of Racocetra persica, 687 nucleotides long. NCBI's taxonomy places the organism in Eukaryota, Fungi, Glomeromycota, Glomeromycetes, Diversisporales, Gigasporaceae. The record is from the annotation of a GenBank genome assembly.